Tetrahymena thermophila SB210 is the source of this 2067-nucleotide messenger RNA. Its product is annotated as transmembrane protein, putative. The record is from RefSeq and is a predicted model, not a curated record. The transcript has a single exon. Lineage: Eukaryota; Ciliophora; Oligohymenophorea; Hymenostomatida; Tetrahymenidae.
AUGAAUUAAGUUAAUAAUCCUAUUGAAAUUAGUCAUAAUGAUAAUGAUUAAUUGUUAACUGAGAGAGAUAUUAAGCUGGAUAAUUAAGACAGACUACCAGGAUUUACAUAAGAAUAUCAUUGUAAGAUAGUUAACAAACUCAAUUUUAAACAGACUAAAUUCAUGCUGAUCUUUAUGACACUUGAAUUUUACCUUUCUAUAGGACUAGUUUUGUAUUUGUAUCUUACAGAUAAUGAUAAUUUCUAUGAAGUUUAUACAUUCUUUCCUUAUGUGCUUAUGACAGUUUUGCUAGUAGAAAUAAUCCUCAAGAUAAGUAUUAACUUUAACAUAAGGAGAGAAGCAAUUUUAUUUUAUACCAACAUUAACACUGUUAAGAAUAAGAAUAAUAAAAAGAACAAAAACGAUUCCAAGAUGAAUUUUUGCUGUAGCUUCUCCUUUUCUUGGUUGCAUGGCUUGUUUCAGUUAGAAAUACUAUACAUCAACAAUCUUUUAUAGAGCUUGGUUGAAUUUACUUUGAAUGAAGUAGAAUAUGAAAACGAGUAAAAUCAAAUGAGAGAAUAGGAAUCCCUCCAUUAAUCAAUUUAGUAAAUGUAUUCCUAUAUCAAGUUUAGAUAAUUAUACAUUAUGAUGAAGCUAAGCAUAUUUCUAUUAUUACUAAACAACUACCCAGAAUAUUGCAUAUAGGCUUUAGUUCUAUGCUUAUAUAUUGCAUAUUUAACAGUGCUAAAUACCUGGGUAAACUACCACUUUGCUGUAGUGUACUUGUUUUGUAGAGCUUCAAUACUUUCUAAGAGCGAUUUUCUUAGUUUGAUCGCUGAAAUCAGCAUUAAAUGUUUGCAUAGCGCAAUGUUUCUCUAUCUCAUUACUCAUAUUAGUGGCGUAAAAAUUAUUGUUUCAUCUAUUUUUAUCAGCGUUUGUUCCAUACUAGCAGCAGCAACUACUGUUUAGAUGAACAAUGAAUUUGAUGAUCAAUAGCAAGGAGUCUUUGAUAUGCUCUUCUUAGGGUUCUCUGUGAACUAUUAUGUAGGUUUAAAGCAUAGAGAAUAUUUUGUUAAAAAAGUAGGUUAUCAGUAUAAAAUAGAUCUAUUAAAGCAAAUAGUUAUUUUAUGUAUACAGAUUGCAAUCAUUAUUGAUUAUUAUGAAACUAAUAUAGCGGGAUUAAGAUUAUAGUAAGAGAUUAUAAUAGGAUUAUCUUCUGUGUUAUCCCUAUUUAGAGUUUGCAUGACUAUCUUCAAAAUUUCAUACUACCUUAAGCCAAAGUAAGUAUUAAUACGUCUGAAAACUUUUUCUGGAAUUCCUCAUUUCAUAGAAGAAACCCUUAAAUCUCCUUAAUCUUUAAACUUUAUCCCUAACAAUAACACAAUUCUAAUAAAAUAACAACAAUAAUUUGGAUCUGCAAGCAGUUUGAACUGUUGCAGCAUAAUAAUAAAAGAUGUGGAGCAAGAGCUAAUAUAGUAAAAUAAAGAAAAAGCUCUCAGACUUCAACGCGAAAAGAUGAUCAAAGAUAAAAUCAUUUCUAAAUUAGAGCUAUCUCCCUACAAAUUAACCUUCUACUCUGAAUAAGGCAUUUACGAAUUAGUGUAAAGUCGUGAGCUAAAAUUCAUGUUAAGCGAGCUAAUUAAAUACAAAAAGACUGAAUUUAUCUUUCUGAUUUCUAACUAAAUUAAAAUAUUAAACUAGUACGGACACAUAAACGUACUCAUCCACAGGUAUAACAAGGAGCUAAUAGAGUUUAUAGAAAGUUACUUGAUGCCAGAAGCACAAAGCAUUUAAAUUGAUUCCUGCUAUUAAAAUAACUCUGAUGUAUUUAUUUAAUUAAUGCUUCUCUACAAUACAAUUGACAAAGAAUUUAAUUUAAACACUAAAAUGAUUCUUUAGCCCUAAGACAUGCUAAAUAAGCUUCCAAUAACUCAAAAUUAAAAAACAAAAUAUUAAAAAGUAAUAAAAAAUCUCACUAACUCUAAAAUCAUAACCAUGCUUAAAAUAAUAGCUAUGAAUAAUUAUAUUUCUCCCUCUUUGCUAAUAAAUCCAUGCUAUGUGCUUUUUGACUUAGCAAAUAUUGAUUGA